This is a messenger RNA of Amphibalanus amphitrite, 753 nucleotides long. Its product is annotated as cell adhesion molecule 2-like. The record is from RefSeq and is a predicted model, not a curated record. The transcript is spliced from 6 exons. The annotation marks the transcript as partial. Lineage: Eukaryota; Metazoa; Arthropoda; Thecostraca; Balanomorpha; Balanidae.
AUGAGACGUCAGCUGACCCAAGAGUACGCGGUGGCCGGCCAGUCAGCUGAGCUGCCCUGUGACGUCACACCCCCGUCCCGGUCGGACCGUCUGCGGCUGGUACUGUGGUACCACGGUACCGGCGGUACGCCCAUCUACACGACCAGGGUCACCUUCCGACUGGGCUCCAAGGGCGCGGCGCUGGUCAUCAGCCAGGUGAAGGCCAGCGAUCAGCAGUUGUACCGGUGUCGAGUCGACUUUCUACAGUCGCCCACCAGAAACUCACGCGUCAAUCUCACCGUCAUCGUACCGCCGGAGCCGCCCACAAUAUACGAGGGCCAGGGACGCAUGCCUGGCGAGGGGAUCAUCGGACCCUACAAAGAGGGCGACACCACUCGUCUACUAUGCGUGGCCUCCACCGGGAGGCCACAACCAAACGUGACCUGGUGGCGCGAUAACGCACUGGUGGACGCUACCUGGGCGACCACGGAGGAGGGCGCCACUGAGAAUCAGCUGACGCUGGGCCCGCUGCGCCGUGCUGACCUGGGGGCGGUGCUGACCUGCUGGUCAGCCAAUCACCCCCUGGCCACGCCCCGCUCCGCCACCGUCACCGUUACCAUGAUAUUGAAGCCGCUGACGGUGUCGUUUCUGGGCGCCAACCUGCCGCUCUCGGCGGGCCGGCGGCACCAGCUGACCUGUGAGACGGUCGGGUCACGACCCGCGGCCAUCAUCACCUGGUGGAUGGCCGACAGCAAGCUGACAGAGGUCACCCAG